Messenger RNA from Salarias fasciatus (jewelled blenny), 1106 nucleotides. RefSeq names its product caytaxin-like. The record is from RefSeq and is a predicted model, not a curated record. Gene Ontology annotation, cellular component: cytoplasm. The transcript is spliced from 11 exons. The coding region runs from base 72 to 1091 and encodes 339 amino acids. NCBI's taxonomy places the organism in Eukaryota, Metazoa, Chordata, Actinopteri, Blenniiformes, Blenniidae. Gene Ontology annotation, biological process: apoptotic process.
ACCGAACGGAGCAUAGCGAGCGAAGCCCCGCACACCUCCACCGCACGGGAACAGCAGAGGCCAGGCCGCGCAUGGACAGCAUGGAGGUGAAGGACGAGUGGCAGGACGAGGACUUCCCCAGGCCUCUGCCGGAGGAUGGAGACGGCCUCACAGACAACAGAAGCAAUGCUCCCACCAGCCUGAACGUGGGCGAGUCCAUGGCGCAGCGUAAGCGUCGCACCCUGGUGGCCCCGGAGCUGAACCUGUCCCUGGACCAGAGCGAGGGCUCGGUGCUCUCGGACGACUUGCUGGGGACUCCAGACGACCUGGACAUCAACGUGGACGACAUGGAGACGCCCGACGAGACCGACUCCCUGGAGUUCAUCAACAACGGCAACGAGCUGGAGUGGGAAGACGACACUCCCGUGGCGUCCGCCAAGCGUCUCCCCGGUGACACUGAAGAGGAGAGGGACUCGUCGGGCCGUCUGUGGCGGACGGUGAUCAUCGGCGACCAGGAGCAGAGAAUCGACAUGCAGGUCAUCAGACCGUACCUGAGGGUGGUCACGCAUGGAGGUUAUUAUGGCGAAGGACUGAACGCCAUCAUUGUGUUCGCGGCGUGUUACCUUCCUGACAGCAGCUGUGAAGACUACACCUACAUCAUGGAGAACCUCUUCCUGUACGUGGUGAGCAGCCUGGAGCUGCUGGUGGCUGAAGACUACAUGAUCAUCUACCUGAACGGAGCCACGCCUCGCCGGAAGAUGCCGGGAAUCAGCUGGCUGAAGAGAUGCUACCAGAUGAUUGACAGAAAACUGAGGAAGAACCUGAAAUGUCUGAUCAUCGCUCACCCAACAUGGUUCAUCCGGACAGUUCUGGCCAUCUCAAGACCGUUCAUCAGCGUCAAGUUCCUGGAUAAGAUCCGCUACGUUCACACGCUGGAGGAGCUGAGCCAGAUGAUCCCCAUGGAGCACGUCCAGAUUCCUGAGGGGGUGCUGCAGUACGACGAUGAGAAGGUGCGAGCUCAGAGAGAACGACUGGAGCAGGAACAGCAGAGCAACUCAGCACCGUCUAAAGAAAGGAAGUCAAAGAUCACAGACCAAGGCCCAGAGUUCUGACAUGAAGGUAAGAGG